Esox lucius (northern pike) is the source of this 6216-nucleotide messenger RNA. Its product is annotated as roundabout homolog 2. The transcript is spliced from 28 exons. Lineage: Eukaryota; Metazoa; Chordata; Actinopteri; Esociformes; Esocidae. Gene Ontology annotation, molecular function: protein binding. The record is from RefSeq and is a predicted model, not a curated record. Bases 491 to 4669 code for a protein of 1392 amino acids.
GGAGGAGGGGGCUGUAACUGUGCAGCAAUUCACCUCGGGUCGGAAACCACGCCGCACCACCGCUGGCUGAGAGCAGUCCCGCCUGUAGAACAUUACUGCGCGUAUUCAGUCGGAGUGAUAUUCAUGUUCAUUCUGAGCAUGUAUAGUCUAUAUUGAGUGUAGAAAUUGGACAGUUUUAUCCAGACAAAGUAUUGCACUAAAAUAGGCACAGGUCGGAGAGAUGUGAGCAGGCAUCGUUGCUCUGCGGUUGGUGUCUGGGUGAUCAGACACCUCCAAACGUAAUGUGUGGAUAAGUAGUCUGCCCAUCCAGUGCGCUCUGUGAGAGAAAACAUGAAGUCGUCUCGUGAAUGAUUUAAUUUUACAUUUCACGAUAACAACACUAAUAAAAUUCAACAGUGUAAGUACUCAGCAUCAAAACUAUAGAUUUGCACUAUUUGCAAGUUUAAGUAAGUCGAUCAGCGCUGAAACCGUGGACGAUUACUAUGCCAGAAUGGGUCUACUACGAUUUUUAUUUUUCUGUGGACUAUUGCACAUCCAAGUCAACGGAUCUCGCCUGCGCCAGGAUGACUCCCCCCCCCGGAUCGUGGAGCACCCAUCCGACCUCAUCGUGUCCAAGGGCGAGCCGGCCACCCUCAACUGCAAGGCGGAGGGUCGCCCCGCCCCCACGGUGGAGUGGUACAAGGACGGGGAGCGCGUGGAGACGGACCGGGACAACCCCCGUUCCCACCGCAUGCUGCUGCCCAGCGGCUCGCUCUUCUUCCUGCGCAUCGUCCACGGCCGACGCAGCAAGCCGGACGACGGCAGCUACGUGUGUGUGGCCCGCAACUACCUGGGGGAGGCGGUGAGCAGGAACGCAUCCUUGGAAGUAGCAUUGUUACGUGAUGACUUCAGACAGAACCCCCAGGACGUGGUGGUGGCGGUCGGGGAGGCCGCAACAUUGGAGUGCCAGCCUCCUCGUGGGCACCCAGAGCCCACCACCUUCUGGAGGAAGGACAAGGCCCGUCUGGACCUCAAAGACGACAGAAUUACUGUACGUGGCGGGAAGCUGACCAUCUCCAACACCAGGAAGACUGACUCAGGGAUGUACGUGUGUGUGGCCACUAACAUGGUGGGGGAGAGGGACAGCGAGACGGCUCAGCUCUCUGUGUUCGAGAGACCCACGUUUGUGCGUCGUCCAGUGAACCAGGUGGUCCUGGUGGAGGAGAGUGUGGAGCUCAGGUGUCAAGUACAUGGAGACCCACCACCCUCUCUGCGCUGGAGGAAGGACGACCUGGAUGUACCCCGCAGCAGGUACGACGUCCGAUACGAGAAGGACGAUUUCCUCCUGAAGAUAAAGAAGGCGUCGGCCGGGGACCAGGGCACCUUCACCUGCGUGGCCGAGAACCGCGUGGGCAAAGUGGAGGCCUCGGCUACCCUGACCGUCAGAGCUCGCCCUGUUGAAGCUCCUCAGUUUGUGGUACGCCCCAGGGACCAGAUUGUGGCUCAGGGACGCACAGCCACCUUCCCCUGUGAGACCAAGGGAAACCCCCAACCCACUGUGUUCUGGCAGCGGGAAGGAAGCCAGGCUCUGCUGUUCCCAAGCCAGCCGGCCCAGGGGGGCAGCCGGGUGUCGGUGUCAGUGAGUGGGGAGCUCACCAUCUCGUCCGUACAGCGCUCUGACUCAGGAUACUACACUUGCCAGGCCCUCACGGUGGCGGGCAGCAUCCUGGCCAAGGCCCAGCUGGAGGUGGCAGACGCCUCGAAGGACCGCCCCCCGCCCAUCAUCCGGCAGGGCCCAUCCAAUCAGACGCAGGCUGUGGGCACGGUGGCCCUGCUGCGGUGUCAGGCGUCUGGGGACCCUGAGCCCACCGUUACCUGGCUGAAGGACGGCGUCAGUCUGCUGGGGAAGGACCCUCGCAUGACCCUGCUGGAGCCUGGCAGCCUGCAGAUCAUGAGCACCAGGCUGUCUGACUCUGGGCUGUAUACCUGCGUGGCCACCAGCUCCACGGGCGAGACCUCAUGGAGUGCCUUCCUAGAUGUCAGAGAGUCCAGCGACCUCAUAGACUCCAUGUCCCAUAAUGCCACUGCCCUCCCAGGGCCUCCCUCUAAGCCAGAGGUCACUGAUGUCACCAAAAGCAGUGUCUCGUUGUCGUGGGAACCUGGUCCCGAGGAGGGUUCCCCAUUCUCCUCCUACGUAAUCGAGGCCUUUGGUCAACUGGUCAGCAACAGCUGGCAGACAGUGGCCGACCACGUGAAGACCACGCAAUUCACGGUCAAGGACCUCCGACCCAACACGGUCUACCUGUUCAUCAUCAGAGCGGUCAACGCCCAGGGUAUUGGAGACCCCAGCCCUAUGUCCGAGCCAGUUCGCACCCAAGACAUAAGUCCUCCAGCGCAGGGCGUUGACCAUCGGCGUGUCCAGAAGGAGCUGGGCGACGUGGCGGUCAGCAUGCACAAUCCUGUAGUGGUCAGCUCCACCUCCGUCCAGGUCACAUGGACCGUAGAGAACCCUUCCCAGUUCAUCCAGGGAUAUCGUGUUCUGUACAGGCAGACAUCAGGACUGCCUUCCCCAGGUGCCUGGCAGGUACAGGAUCUCAAGGUCCCCUCGGAGAGAGACGUGGCUUUGUCUGGCCUGAAGAAGGGCGUGGUCUACGAGAUAAAAGUCCGCCCGUACUUCAACGAGUUCCAGGGAGCAGACAGUGAAUCAAUGACAGCACGCACCUUGGAAGAAGCGCCCAGCGGUCCCCCUCAGCAGGUGACAGUUCUCACAGCGGGGAGCCAUAACAGCACCUCAAUCAGCGUGUCCUGGGAUCCGCCUCCCGUGGACCACCAGAACGGCAUCAUCCAGGAGUACAAGAUCUGGUGCCUGGCGAACGAGACGCGCUACCAUGUGAAUAAGACGGUGGACGCAGCAAUCCGUUCGGUGGUGGUGGGGGGCCUGCAGGCGGGGGUGCAGUAUCGGGUGGAGGUGGCGGCAGGCACCAGUGCCGGGGUGGGGGUGAAGAGCGAACCCCAACCCAUUAUUAUAGGUGCGGAGCUGCGUGAUGUCAUGACGGGGGCGGAGGGCAAUAACAGUAUCUCCGAUGUGGUGAAACAGCCGGCCUUCAUCGCCGGGCUGGGCGGGGCCUGUUGGAUUGUCCUCAUGGGCUUCAGUGCCUGGCUCUACUGGAGGAGGAAGAAGAGGAAAGGCCUCAGCAACUACGCAGUUCAGUCCUUCACCUUUACCCGUGCAGUGACAUUUCAACGAGACAGAGGCCUGAUUGGAAAUGGAAGUCGUCCUGGGCUUCUGAAAGCCGGUGACCCAGGGUUCCCUUGGUUAGCUGACUCCUGGCCCUCCACCAGUCUGCCGUCCAAUGGGGGCUUGGGAGGACCUAAGGACCGGGGCAACUUUGGUCGAGGAGAUGUGUUGCCCUCUGGAACCGGGGAGAAAACUGGCACCAUGUUGUCCGAUGGUGCCAUCUACAGCAGUAUAGACUUCACUGGGAAGGCGGGCUACAGCAGCCCGGCACGGGGCAGCCAGGCCACACCCUAUGCCACCACUCAGAUCCUGCAGUCCAACAGCUUCCAUGAGCUGGCCGUGGACAGGCCGGAUCCCCGCUGGAAGGCUUCCCUGCGAGCCCAGCAGGAGAUGACCAACCUGGGCUACUCCCUGACCGACGGCCGGCCCGGCAACGGUGGAAAGGGCGGCAAGAAAAAGAAGUCGAAGGGCGGGUCGAAGGCAUCCAAAUCCAACGGGUCGUGUUGGGUCAACAUGCCCCUGCCUCCCCCCCCCAUGCACCCUCUACCAGGCACCGAGGUGGACCACUACCCCCCAGAGAACCACGGAGGAGGGUAUGACAGCGACAGUUGGGCCCCUCCCCUUCCUGUCCAGACCUACCUCCACCAGGGAAUGGAUGAUGACCUGGAGGAGGAGCGAGUGCCCACCCCGCCCAUCAGGGGAGUGGCCUCCUCUCCUCCAGCAGUUCCCUACAGCCAACCGUCAUCCUCCUCUCUAAGCUCCACCCACCAUGAGGAGAUGCAGUCCAUGCUGCAGGCCCACCUGGAUGAGUUGACCCGAGCCUACCAGUACGAAGUGGCCAAACAGACCUGGCACAUGAAGGGCAGCCCUCUUCCGCCUAAGGCCCCGAUGGCUCCAAUGACCUAUGUGUCUAGCACGCUGGGCUCUGACCAAUGUGAGGAAGAGGAGGAGGACGAGGGCUACGGAGUCUCACAUCAGCUCUGUGGCUUUGAUUACUCGGCUGGACGCAGUAUAGACAACCUGGAAGGCUCAAGCUUUUCCCAGCGAGGUCGCCCAGGCAGCUCAGGAUCAGCAGAGAGCAGUUCUCUGGGCACACAGAGCCUCGGUCACCAGAGGGCCAUGCACUCCGGACGCAAACCCUGUGCAGAAACUGUCGGGACACUGCCCAGGAGGAGAGACCUAACCCCUGCAGAAGUGGUCUGUCCUGCCCCCGAGGCGGUCCACAGCGUGGGGGCGAGGCUGCACGGUUCGUGGGCAGCCGGCGCCUCGGACCCCCCAGAGGAGUGUAUGGUGUCCACGCUGGAGCGGCAGCACAUGGCCUCCUGGAGCGGCACACCCUCCGCCAUGGGCACGCUGGGCAGGGCACGCCACCGGGCCGGGGCUGGCGCUGACCACCCACACAACAGCCUCCAGCCACCCAAGAGCACCGAGCCGAACUAUGGAGAACGAUAGUCUUUGUGAUGAGUCGGACCCUCCAGUGCUGCCUGUCCCAGGACACCAUGUCUAUAAGUGCAAUGAGAUUCCCCCUCUUGGAAUGCUACAGGAAGGAGGAUGGAGAGAUGGCGUGAAUAAGAGAGAGAGAGAGAGAGAGAGAGAGGGAAGGGUAGAGCUGUAAAUGUGAUGUACAGACACACGGACACAGUGUUCUUUUUAUGGUGUUCCGUUCAUCCCUCGUUCCAAAACAACCUGCUGUAUGUCACUCCUGAUCCAUGUCACUCCAUGUACACUGUCACUAAUGAAGAAGAACUCAACAGUUAAGCUAUUGACUCAUGAAAGUGAAAGGACUUGCAUUUCCUGUAAAUAGGUUUUGUAUUUCAGUUUUUCUUUUUUUCUUUGCUUUGCUAUGCAAGCCAAAUCUGACAUUGAAGUUGUCUCUUUUAAUUGUAAUUUUACAUUGUGAGUUGAUGGACUGUGGUGCCACAUUUGUUUUUCAUAAAUGCUUGAAAUAACUGCUUAAUUUUGAUGAAACUACUGUAUCGUUGUUUAUUUUGCACAGAGUGUUUGGGUGAUAAUAAGCACAAAGUCAUCAGCUACAGCUGAGCUGGGAAGAAUGAUGAAGAGGAGCGUCUAUAAUAUAAUCUACAUUUAACAAAUAUAGUAUAUGACACAGAUCAGAGAUACAGAUGUAUUGACAGAUACAGUAUAAGAAACACAACGAAAUGAAGAAAUGAAACAGACGCCCACAUAGAUAUGAUGUUUUGUGUAUCUGCGCUGGUUUGUUGCCUAUGUGCAUUGUACUGCAUCGCAGUCUGUUGCCUAAACAGUAUAUUCACGUGAAAGCGAGGGAGCAGUUCUUGAAUUCCUAAAAAAAAAAAAUCGAGGUUGAAAACCAUCUAUUUGCCACAUCCAAAAUGGAAGCUUGGUGCGGGGAGAGAAGUGGCUAGCUGCUGAUUGGGAGGGUUCGGAGACGAGCCUAUUAGGCGCCAAUCCGGUGUGGUCAGGUGGGGACAGCUGUGCGCGCAGAUGGACUCUGUCGAGUGUUACCCAUGGGAACAAAUUGAGACAGGCAUGGAGAUUUUGGUCCUGGAACGACUAGCUAAUCCUGAACUGGGUUUCUUAGCUCUGAGUGAUGGUGAGCAUGAUUAAAGACAAAAUGCAAUUAGAUUACUAAUCUGAUUUGACUAACAGAGCCGUCACCGACGUGAUGCCGUCUGUAGUACCCCCCCCCCCCCCCCCCCACCCGGUUAAACACCGGUAACAGAUGACCUCUCAUCAGGACACAAGGCACCGUGAGCCCAUCACCAGAUCAGGACAUCCUCAUCUCAGCAACCAGUCACGGAGGGCAGCUGGUUGCUAGUUUCAGCCUACGAGAUUCACGAUGCAGUGUUUUGACUCACUUCUUUGUACGGUUCUUUUAUGGUUAUUCUUUGUAUUGGCUCCACCUGUUAAGGCUCUGUACCUGCCAGAUCCGGUCUGCCCUCAGGAACACCCAGGCACGUACAGUGUGGCCGUUCGUUUUUCAAUCCUACAAUGCAAAUAAAAUGUGUAUGUGGAAUCUA